Molecule: messenger RNA, 786 nt
Organism: Penicillium lagena
Lineage: Eukaryota; Fungi; Ascomycota; Eurotiomycetes; Eurotiales; Aspergillaceae
Exons: 3
Coding region: 1-786 (261 amino acids)
Source: RefSeq, a predicted model, not a curated record
AUGGUGUCCGCUUCGCCUCUGGCCGAGAACCAUGACUCUCGGGCCAUUGAUGUCUUGGUUCCGACUAUUCUCACCACGGUAGUGGCGUUCAUUCUCACUGGCUUACGACUCUAUGUGCGCCGAUUUGUGAUGCGAAUGUUUGGAUGGGAUGAUGUGUUCAAUGUUCUUGCGCUGUUGUGUGCGAUUGUGGUGAUGGGCCUGGUCGUCGCAUCAACCAAAUAUGGCCUCGGGCGGCAUUUCUUGUCCCUCGAUCCUGUUCGAGCGGCCUACUGCGUGAAGCUUUUGCGCAUCUCCGAGUUCUUUUUGAUCUUCUCGACGAUCUUCCUGAAGAUCUCGAUCAGCCUGUUCUUGAAACGACUUUUACUGGAAGCUACGCUGGGCGUCAUUGCUGCAGCUGCGCCGUCCGUUCGUCCGCUGAUCGGCCACAAUUCCAUGUCGACCGAAUACUCCCGAUCCAAGUCGCGCCAAAUCUCGCAAUCCUUACCCCUCCAUUCGAUGCGCACUGGCCGCAGCUCUCGCCACGGAGUGAUCGAUAGUAUGUUGGAUACCAUGGACGACCGAGGAAAGGAGUCGGACGGAGAUAGCCAAUCUCAUCUAUGGGCCGCUCCGGACGAACAUGGUAUCAUGAAGACUAUGUCGGUGGAAGUGGUUACAACCCAAGGGCAGGGAUCGGACGGCGAGCCUCCAACACCCACCAAUUGGCCCCUCGAAGCACUUCCGACCAACGGGACCCGAAGGGCACCCUCGCCACACAGUCCACGUGUUGAGGAACAUAGGCAAGUAUGA